This is a messenger RNA of Solanum tuberosum (potato), 591 nucleotides long. RefSeq lists its product as uncharacterized. The record is from RefSeq and is a predicted model, not a curated record. Bases 1 to 591 code for a protein of 196 amino acids. The transcript has 3 exons. Lineage: Eukaryota; Viridiplantae; Streptophyta; Magnoliopsida; Solanales; Solanaceae.
AUGGUAUUAGAGCCUUCUCUUGGCUGUCUUGAGUUUCAGUUUCAAUUGUUUGUCACCGGCAAAGAACUAUGGGGCCAUAUAGAUGGAAGCGAUCAUAUUCCUACUGAUGCAACAAAGCUAGGUGAAUGGAAGAUUAAAGAUGCUCGGGUGAUGACAUGGAUUCUAGGGUCAAUUGACCCUCUUAUUGUUCUUAAUCUCAUGCCAUACAAGACAGCUAAGGCCAUAUGGGAUUACUUACAAAAGGUUUACAACCAAGAUAAUAGCGCAAGACCCUUUCAGUUAGAGUAUGAAAUUGCUAAUUACUCUCAAGGAGGUCUUUCUGUUCAGGAUUAUUUUUCUGGAUUUCAGAAUUUAUGGGCAGUUCAUGAGCAAAGCAAGCGAGACCAAUUUUUGAUGAAAUUACUCUCCGAUUUUGAGAGUGUUCGCUAUAACUUGAUGAAUUGUGACCCGUCUCCUUCUUUGGAUGUUUGCUUUAGGGAAUUACUUCGUGAAGAGCAACGUCUUGUCACACAAAAUGCUUUCAAGAAAGAAAAUGAUGUCACUGUUGCAUUUGCUGCUCAAGGUAAAGGAAAAGGACAGGGAUAUGAGUAG